AGUAAAUAAAUGAAGGUUAACAUAAGUAUUGGUAGCAGAUAAGAUAUGACUGUUUUAACAGUGGCCUUAUUAACCUUAAUCUGUUUAAACACAAUUAAACCCUCUAAAAAAGGACUCACAACAAUGCAGUAUUUUGCUGAUUAACAACCUGUUCACAUGUGUCAGACUAUUUCUUUGUGGUAUUGUUACCUGGACUUUAGACUUCCCAGUGUGUUCAAGUAUUUGUGACUCUUGACUCAGCUGGAAUCAUUUCUAGGUCACUCCCUCAGUCCACUGUCCUGUGUCUUGUUGUGGUGAUUAAGACUUGUGCUAAUCCUUCCUGAAGGCACUUAGCAGUCGCAUCACACACACUGUUAUCGUCCCCGCUCAAAAUAACCCGGACGGAGAGCCAGUCAAAUGCAGGUGCACGCACACCAGCCCCAGUCUGCACAUUAAGAGAGAUAGGAAGUCAGAUAAUACCUCACAGCUCCUCCAUCUUGUCACCAGAGCAUGGUGUCACAGUGUUUUUCUCUCCGGUAACUCAGUGUGAAGACAGAUGGACAGAGUUCAGAAAUGAAUCACUCGUCAUCUGUUAAAUAAAAUGCAGCUCACAAGGUCACUGAUAACAAAGGAGAGAUUAAACCUGGCUUGAAUACCAGCUUUGUCACACUGGUAGUGUUAGAUUUUAAAUCUUCUUACAGCUGGUAAUGAUCACUCUCGGGUUUGAUUUUUAAUGCUUUAACCCUACCAGGCUGUCUUUUAGCACUCACACAGACACGUACCUGCACAAGAGCUGUCUAUAAAUACCUUUUUAAAGCUGCAAGACUGUAUUGCAGAGGCUUUUUAAUAUCUUGAAAUGAGCUUCUUUUUGCUUUAUUGAAUUAUGGAUUUUUGGCACAUUCUCUGUUAAUUGUUAUAAAUUCUCACCGUCCAGGACUGUGAUUGGGCUGUAGCUUUUUCUGGAGAUGACCUUAUGUUAUGCCAAGUUUUUGUCCUAAGCACUUAGACUUUGAACUGAAUUUUUAUGACUAAUAAUAUGAAUCAUCCUUGUUGCAUUCUUAUUGAUGUUGUAAGAAAAAAAUGUGUUACCAAAGCUUGGAGUUGUGACUAUCAGAUUUUAUUUACUGUUUUGCUUGAGAGGAAGCAAUCUAGAGAGGCAACGUAAGGAAAUCCUUCAUAAAGUAAUUCAACUGUAGAUGAUGCCAAAACAUCCUCCAUGUACGCUGAAGCAUGUGGCCUGUUAGAUCCUGGUUUGAUUUUGGACCUCCUGUACUUAAAAGUAGCUCUGUUACCAGUCUCAGUAUCUGGGACCUGUGUGUUUUCACUGUCCACAUGUCGUUAAAAUCCCAUUCCCUUUUUUUUUUUUUUUUUUUAAAUUAAGUUUGUUCACCUGUGCUUGUUGUGCUUUAUCACCGUGCAACUAUAACUCUAUUUAAUUUAGAUGUUAUACAACAGCUUCUGCUGACAGUAAUAAUUCACUUAAAUUUUCAUUUAUCUGCAAUUGCUGCCUUUUAGGAUUAAAGAUUUUGCUGUUGUUGUACCAUGACAGCAAAUCAAUAUGCAGUCACUUGAACUGGAGUGGAUGAAGGUUGAUAAAAACAAGGGAAGAAAGUAGUUGAACUCUUUAAAUACCAGCAGCUGCCCAGAUCUAUAAAUCAUGCCUUUUGUUGUGCAUUUGAAAAAAAAAGGUUAAAAUGGCAUGUUUACAAAGUUGGUAGUUCAUUUUUAAGCAAAGUGCUACGCAUUCCCUUUCUGUAAUGCUGCUCAGCAUCAUUUAUGCUUGUAGGAAAAGAAAGUAAUUAAUAUUCCAUUGAAGAACUGUUAGAAUAGUAUAGACAUAUUUUUGUUUUCUUUCUAAUAAAACUAAUGAAAAAUGUGCAGGACAGGAAAAAAGCGAACGCCAUUAUGUGUCAAUAAGCAGCUCAAAUCUAUGUAUCCACUGAGACACCAAAACCAUUUUCUACUUAACUUUUUGGGACACUCAAGAGUAUAGUUUUAAGAUAAGAUAUACUUAACUGAUCCCCAGAGGGGAAAUGCAAGUACGAUAGUGCAAAUACUGUACUAUAAUUGACUACUAAGGUAGUUUGAGGAAACAUUGGACCUUUAUUCCAAACUUUUGCUACCACUAUUAAAAGCUGCCUACGUUUGUAUAAAACACAAACAUCUGGUCUGUCUUUUCAGUGUUUAGAUCUGAUCAGUAACCAGUGAUGUUUAGAUGCUAACAGCCACUUCUUGCUGUGAUUUUAUUCUGAACAUAUUGUACAAGAUAAAGCAGGCUCUGUCAUUGAGUAAGCUUUGUUUCCGUUGUGUCGUCACACAACUGCUCAAUUUUAAAUGGGCUGAUGUCACAAAACACUUCCAGGCAUUACAUUUGUAAAGCCAGUUAGAGUUUUGUGACCUCACAGUUGUCAAACAGAAAUAAAAAGACAGCGAAGUAAGAAUAAAAUGCAUUACAUUGUAUUCUAAAAUACACUUAAGUGAUCAAGACAGUGGAGAGUAAAACAAUAGUUCAAUGUUUUGGGAAAUACACUUUGCUUAGAAAGAAGACAGUAAGAUGAGAAGACUGAUAUCAGUGUCAUACUACUGCUUUUAAGUUGUACUGAUCAAUAUUCUUAUGUCAGCAAGUACCUAAUCACUGCCAGUAAUGUUAAAGGAUCAGGUGUUAGUGAUAAACCCUUGUAGAAUUAUCCCGUCUCUGCAAUUUUCCUCAGCUGGACAUAGCAGUUUACCUUUUUGUAGCACAUUGCUUUGAUUUUAUGGCCCAGAGCUUUACUGUUUACUGUUUUCUUCUUGUCAACAUCACUUUUAGCUGCAGCAGGAAGAGUUUUGUUAGCAAACCACUGUGCACUGCAUUCUAAGCACCAAACAGCAGACAGAUUAAGUUAGCGACUAGCUAGUGAAUGUCAUGGGGCAUUUAGCAGCUGAAGAGCCCGAUAUUUCGCUGAGGAGUUGAUGGAGAGCAAAACAGAGCAAAAAUAAGGGUGAAUACGAAGCUAAUAUUUCACAUGUGACCAGAAUCAAAUCUCCAAAUAAAUGCUAAUGUUGCUACAUAGGCCACUGUUUACAUGCUGCUUACACAUUGGACACAGAAGUUUUAUAAUGUGUCAGUUUUGUGUCUACAGCUUGUUUUGGAACCAAGUGGCUAAAAAAUAAUUAAUGCUGCCUUCAGAACAGAGCCAGAGUCCAGACAUGUUUAGCUGGCUAAAAAAAUGGAAGCAGGGGGAAAGCAUAGAUGUAUAAAAAAUAACUAAACCUGUCAACAGUUUUACAGACACCUUUUCACAGUGGUGGUCUAUGGGGAAAAUGCUUUUUUGGCCACAGGGGAUUUUUUUUUUUGGUGCAAUACCGCAAGUGGCCACAGGGGAAGAAUUGAAAGCAAGGCUGAGCUGCAUUGCUGGGGGCUCGGGGCCCUGAGGGCCUGGGGGAAAGGACUAACCAGGAAUGUAUUAAUGCCAAUUUGAGGUAUUAGGGGUUACUGCUGUUUUUUAUGUUGUCGUUCUUAGCAGUGAGCAGAGGUUAAGGUUUUGGUCUCUAUACAGGCAUAAUGGCACCAAACCUGACUCCCUCACCCUGAUGACAAGACUACGAGAGGCAGCCCACAAUCACUGCGCCAAGCUUUUGUUCAUCAAGAAAAAGUUAAAAUGUGCUCCUCCUUCUAGAGAAUUUAAAGAAAUGCAAUUUAAUGCAUUAAUCAGUGGUGUGUUUUUGAAUGUAGGAUGGAGUCCAAGCUAGCCGUUUCCCCCUGCUUCAGUCUUUAUGCUAAACUAGCUAAACACGUCUGUCAUGAGAUAAAUGUUUAUCUUCUCAUCUCACCCUUGGAAGUAAAGCACAAAAAAAUGAUGAACUGAUUCUUAAACAUUGCUGGCAGUGAUGUGAGCAGGCUAAGAAGAAGCAGAAGAACAUCCACUACUUUUAAAUUGUCUAUUUCAGGAAAUAUACUUGCUCUAUUCUUUUAAAUACCACAUAGUCCUGUGAGGUACCCCUACAUACUCAGAAGCCUUACAGUAGCUGUACUUACGUGCUUGCAGUUGUCAAGUCAAACAAGUUCCCACCAGUUUCCUAUUGAUUUUUGAUGCAGAGUGUAUAAAACUGUAGUGUGUGAAUGGUUAUAUGUGCAGGUUACUCUUCCAUCACACAGCAAACCUGUUAACCUGUUACUAAACUGCACAAAUCUCAUCGCAGAACUGAUUCGAAGACAACCCCUCACAUUUGCUGAGACAAUCAUUUGUGUCUGUGUCCAUCGGCUCACCACGGUCAUUAGUGUCUUAAUGUGUUGUUUUUCUUUUUCUAUACUGAACCACAAAUGUCAAGCCUUUGGUCAGGUUGCCCAGUUAGCUUUUACCCUGGUGGGAAAACUAUGGGAUGGUUGCCGCGGCAGAAUGCCCCAAACUGUUGUUACAUGGUGCUUGAAGGCUACAUGUUGUUGCUGUUUUUGUAUGUUGUUGCAUAUUUUCCAGACUUAGGAACUGUGGGAAAUAAUGACUGCUGCUGCAGGUCAAAUGACGUUGGUAAUUUUUUCUUCCUUUUCCAUAUCUAUCUCCUCGCACUCUCCCAAUCCCCUGAUCCCCCCUCCCCUCUUCUCUCUUUCUUCUCCAAUCAGCUCAGUAGAAUCCCCAUUUAGAGACUCUUUAACACCUCCAUCAAUGUCACUUACUUUUUGUUCUGCACAGUAAAGUGUAGAAUUUAAAACGUACUGUCAGUCACACAUAAAGCAUUCGCCUUUUUAAAUGUAAAGUUAAAAUCCUUUUCACCCCAUCCAAGUCAUAAACAGUUCAGUAUUUUUUACAUUUGUAACUAAUGCUAUAGCACUUUAAAUGUGCAUGCGUGUCCAUUUUUCUUUUGCUGUGUUUUCUUUGGUGGAAUAGGCAGCAUCAAUGAGCUCGAUAAAUGUACACUGAGCUACAAUCAGUGAAUUUUAUUCUGAGAGGAACACCACUCCUCCCUUCUUUUCCUUCCCUGCCCUCUGUUUUGGCUGACAGUCUCAUUGCACAUGACACAUGUUGACCUACAGUAGACAUACAUCCUCACAUACACACACACACACCUGCAUUAUGAUAACCCAUAAUACCAACUUGCCUGUAUACACCCACAUGUACUUAAUGAACAAACACAUACACAUUCACGGCUGCUUCAGAUUUAGAAAAAUUGUGUCUUCUACUCUUUAGACUUGAAAUAAUAUUGAAUUCCUCAUCAGGAAUCAGUGAGCCGACAUAGUAAGAUGUAAUGCAAGGUGCAAGCAAUGCAGAAAGAUUUGAUUAUGUCAUGAACUUUCUGAAAAAUAUGGCAGGAAACGAGUACGUGGGUUUCAGCAAUGCCACAUUCCAGUCAGAGCGUGAGUCAGGAGACAGGAACUUUGCCAUUGGCUACUACCUGAAAGAAAAAAAGUGUUUCCCAGAGGGAACAGACAUGACAUCUGUACUGGACUUCUACUUUCAACUGUGUUCCAUUGAAGUGACCUGUGAGAGCGCCAGUGUCAUGGCAGCCACCCUGGCUAACGGCGGCAUCUGCCCAAUCACAGGCGAGCGUGUGUUAAGCCCCGAGGCAGUGAGGAACACUUUGAGUCUCAUGCACUCCUGCGGCAUGUACGACUUCUCAGGACAGUUUGCUUUCCAUGUCGGCCUGCCAGCCAAGUCUGGAGUAUCGGGAGGGAUCCUGCUGGUUGUACCAAACGUGAUGGGUAUUAUGUGCUGGUCACCUCCUCUAGACAAGCUGGGCAACUCAGUCAGAGGAAUACAGUUCUGCACGGACCUUGUGGAGCUUUUCAACUUCCACAACUAUGACAACCUGAGGCACUUUGCCAAGAAGCACGACCCUCGCAGAGAAGGAGGGGACCAGCGGGUCAAGUCUGUCAUCAACCUGCUGUUUGCUGCCUACACAGGAGAUGUCUCCGCACUGAGGAGGUUUGCACUGUCAUCCAUAGACAUGGAGCAGAGGGACUACGACUCUAGAACGGCUCUCCAUGUGGCAGCAGCUGAAGGACACACAGAGGUGGUGCGCUUCCUCCUGGAGGCUUGCAAGGUGAACCCAGUGCCCAGAGACAGGUGGGGGAACACACCACUGGAAGAAGCUAUGCAUUUUGGCCACCACGAUGUGGUCACCAUCCUGCAGAACUACCAGGACAAAUAUAGCCCGCCUGCCAGCGCUAACGACAAGGAGAGCGCAGAGAAGAGCCUGGACAGCUUGCUGUAGACCUGCUGCACACAUCUACAAUACUUUAGGUUUAUAUGCACACAGUGAAGCAUUGUACUUACCUGGAAUCACUUUGUACAUUAGUGACCAUAUUUUUGAAAUGUGUUAUGAAUUAGUUAUCGUUGUUAUGUCUCAUCUGGUUUGCUUUGCUUCUGGCUGUACAUCACUGCUCUUCAUAUCUCUCCCUCACCUCCAUCAUAAUGCAAUGUGUAUUGUAUGUGUGAGUGAGCACUUCAUCAAUACUGUUUAAACAAAUGAUACAAUAUCUGGAUAUCUGUAAUGCAGUGUUUACAGAAUAUUACUCAUGUAAAGUGUCGGUACUCUAAAUCACAUUUGUGGUACUAAAGUGUAUUAGUUUAGUUACUGUAUAGUUAAUGUUAUACUACUCUCUACCUGGAAAUAUUUGGGUUAUACUCUGAUUGUAUUAGUUUUGUGAGUCAGUGAGGUGUGUGGAAGUUAUGAUAUAAACUUUAUAAUGCGUCUAUGAUUGUGUAAAUGUGUAACUGCUCACAGGCAUCAUGCUGACUCUGCAGUUAUGUGCCUGUUUGAUCUCCAUAUAGCUGCAUCUAUUGUUCUCCUGACUGUUGGGAGGUCAUCAGCAGGUUUUAUGAAGCUUCGUCUCCUUUGAGGUCAUUGAAAGACUGUACUCCAAAUGUAUUUUUUCAGUGGCAACAUUUGCAAUAGAAGCACUAUGUAUUUAUUUCACAGAGAGACUUUUUAAAGAGUAAAAUUCAUCUAAAGAUGUAAGAUUGUGUAAUUUGUUGCAUCUGAGAUAAAGGGAAGUUGGUUCUUUAUUUUUGUAGUCAUAGUUACAUUUUUCUGUGUAUGUUGCUCAUUUUUAAACACAUAAUGUUAAUAAGAAGGUGGUUUAUCUGCUUUCCCCCUACAUCCUCCACCCAUUCCUGUCAACAAUGCCAGCAACCAAAGACCUGCCCAAAUUUUAAAAUUCUCUGAAUCUAGAUGAAGAAUACCUAUUUUUGCAAACUGGCUUCAUUAUAUAGGCGUCUAGGACUGCACCAGGGCUGUGACUAAAGAUUAUGAUGCUAAUUAUUUCCUCGAUUAAUCAGUUAAUCAUUAUGUCAAUAACAUGUCAGAAGUAGUGAAACAUGCCCUGUGUAAUUUUCCACUGCCCUUGGUGAUGUCUGUUAUGUUUUAUCUGACUAAAAAUCAGAAGAUAUGUAGUUUAUUAUUAUGUAUGACAAAGAAAAGUGUCAAAGAAGCAGAAAACCAGCAAAUGACUGGCAUUUUGGCUUAAAAAAUUAUUAUUCAGUAAUCACAAUGGUUGCCAAUUAAUUUUCUGUCAAUCGACUAAUCAGUUAAUUGUUGCAGCUCUAACCAUCAUGCUGUUGGGUUUUCCUGCUCAGAACAAUUUCAUCAGCACAAGGACAAUUUCUAAAACUUUGACAGCUAUCAGUCUGAAUGGACUUCUUGCAAUAACUCUUCAGUAUUCUCAUAUUACCUAUGCACUAGAAAGUUAUUUCCAAAUGGUCUUUCACAUACAUCUAAUCCAAAUCAAAGUCUAUGGCUUUACUGUAAGAAUGUACCAGAUUUUCCCCAGUGACAUUUAUUUUGAAAAAGUAUAUAAAUAUGAAUAAUGCAUACUGUGCAAUGACCUUGACUUGAAUUAAACAAAUUGUGUCAACACACA
This is a messenger RNA of Epinephelus fuscoguttatus (brown-marbled grouper), 7816 nucleotides long. It is a transcript of the gene glsb, whose product is annotated as glutaminase b. Gene Ontology annotation, biological process: L-glutamine catabolic process. The record is from RefSeq and is a predicted model, not a curated record. The transcript has 12 exons. The coding region runs from base 5203 to 6168 and encodes 321 amino acids. NCBI's taxonomy places the organism in Eukaryota, Metazoa, Chordata, Actinopteri, Perciformes, Serranidae. Gene Ontology annotation, molecular function: glutaminase activity; protein binding.